CGGGAGCGGCGACGGGGGCCGGGCCGCCGCGUGACCCGCUGCAGUCACGCCGUGCUUAAUCAUAAUUAGCUUGUGCUCCAGGCUGGUCGCGUUCCCGUUCUCCCAGCCGGCGACCCCGGGGAUUUCUCUUAUGGUGGCUUUCUCUGACAUGCCAAAGCUACCUGAUUAUUCAGAACUGAGUGACUCUUUAACGCUUGCCGUGGGAACAGGAAGAUUCUCGGGACCUCUGCACAGAGCAUGGAGAAUGAUGAAUUUCCGUCAGCGGAUGGGAUGGAUCGGAGUGGGAUUGUAUCUGUUAGCAAGUGCAGCAGCAUUUUACUAUGUUUUUGAAAUCAAUGAGACUUACAACAGACUGGCCUUGGAACACAUUCAACAGCACCCAGAGGAGCCACUUGAAGGAACCACAUGGACACACUCCUUGAAAGCGCGCUUACUCUCCCUGCCAUUUUGGUUUUGGACAAUUAUUUUUCUGAUACCUUAUUUACAGAUGUUUUUGUUCCUCUAUUCUUGUACAAGAGCUGACCCCAAAACGGUGGGCUACUGUAUUAUCCCCAUAUGUUUGGCAGUUAUUUGCAAUCGCCACCAGGCAUUUGUCAAGGCUUCUAAUCAGAUCAGCAGACUACAACUGAUUGACACAUAAACACAGUCACCAUUUUUUCCUUGUGAUUACAAAACUGCCAGUACUAUAUGGAACUUGAUCACAAGACUGCAGUUUUUUCACAGAUCUCAGGAAGUUGUGGUGGGGCAGAGGCUUUUUAAAAAAUGUGACUAGGGAGAUAUCUUUAUCUGAAUAAUAAUGAAUUUUUAGGUGAAGCCUGAGGUACAGUGCUACAAAAUCAUGUUGGUGACUUCAGAUUUUGGAAGUAAAUUCAUGUCUGUUAUUUGCAUUCUUUAGAAACUUGAAUAAGUUCCUAAAUUCAUAUUUUUAUUCUACUGUGCAACAUAGUGAUGGUUCAGAAAAUUUUCCUUUCGGGAAAAAAUGAAUACGAACAUUUCCAUUGUGUUUAAUAUGUAAAAAGGUCCAAACAUGGUCAUAAAAUUUAAAUUUUAUACAAUUACUUGGCUUGCUUUAAAAUUCUUCAAACUAAAAUACCAAUUCAUCCUUUCCUGAGUAAGCCAACUGUUUAUGCUCAGUUGCUGUCCACUUGUGAGAAACUUGACAUAAGAUUAUUGAGGUGAUUGCUGUUCUGAUAAGCAGAAUUUGUUCCUCCUUUUGGUAAUGCUACUGAUUUUAUUUUAUUUUUUA
This is a messenger RNA of Molossus molossus (Pallas's mastiff bat), 1246 nucleotides long. It is a transcript of the gene LYSET, whose product is annotated as transmembrane protein 251. The transcript is spliced from 2 exons. Bases 131 to 640 code for a protein of 169 amino acids. Lineage: Eukaryota; Metazoa; Chordata; Mammalia; Chiroptera; Molossidae. The record is from RefSeq and is a predicted model, not a curated record.